Messenger RNA from Pelobates cultripes (western spadefoot toad), 24432 nucleotides. NCBI's taxonomy places the organism in Eukaryota, Metazoa, Chordata, Amphibia, Anura, Pelobatidae. The record is from the annotation of a GenBank genome assembly.
AUGUUGUUGUAUUGGGCAGGUUGUCAUGGUGAGACUAGCACAGUCCCAGCUCAGUCCCAGCUCAGUCCCAGCACAGUCACACACUCUGUCACACACUCUGUCCAGGCAGUAGAGGGCGCUCUGCCCUGGCCCUGUGAUAGCAGCUCGCGGAGCAUGCCGGGAGUUGUAGUUCGGGGGAUCAUGUUCCGGGUUAGUGAGCGGCUGUUACCGGAAGUGAGUGUGCAUGUUGCAGUGAGUACUUCCGGUGGUGGUGGUUGUCGCACGGUUGUGUCUCCCUGUGUCGGUUUAUCUCGGGAUCCAGCCAUGAGGGAUGUGACCGCCUACCUACAGCUUCAGCAGAGCCAGAGCGCAGCCCCAGAGACCGCAGCAAUAUGGCACCAGCUGGAGGAGCUCUACAACAAGAAGUGAGAGCACUCACAGCACUCCCAGACAGCACUAUCACACAGCACUCACAGCCAGCCCUAUAAUAUAGCACUCCCAGCACUCACAGCCAGCACUAUAAUAUAGCACUCCCAGCACUCCCAGACAGCCCUAUAAUACAGCACUCACAGCCAACACUGUCAUAUAGCACUCCCAGACAGCCCUACCGUAUAGCACUCCCAGCCAGCACUAUAAUAUAGCACUCCCAGCCAGCCCUAUAAUAUAGCACUCCCAGCCAGCACUAUAAUACAGCACUCACAGCACUCACAGCCAACACUGUCAUAUAGCACUCCCAGCCAGCACUAUAAUAUAGCACUCCCAGCCAGCACUAUAAUAUAGCACUCCCAGCCAGCCCUAUAAUACAGCACUCACAGCACUCACAGCCAACACUGUCAUAUAGCACUCCCAGACAGCCCUACCGUAUAGCACUCCCAGCCAGCACUAUAAUAUAGCACUCCCAGCCAGCCCUAUAAUACAGCACUCCACAGCACUCACAGCCAACAAUGUGCAUGGCACUCCCAGACAGCCCUACCGUACUUAGCACUCAAUACAGCACUAUAAUAUAGCACUCCCAGUAGCACUAUAAUAUAGCACUCCCAGCCAACACUAUAAUACUUAUAGCCUCCCCAGCCAACACUAUAAUAUAGCAUAAUAGCUAACACUAUAAUAUAGCACUCCCAGCCAGCACUAUAAUAUAGCACUCCCAGCCAGCACUAUAAUAUAGCACUCCCAGCCAGCACUAUAAUAUAGCACUCCCAGCCAGCCCUAUAAUACAGCACUCCCAGCACUCACAGCCAACACUGUCAUAUAGCACUCCCAGACAGCCCUACCGUAUAGCACUCCCAGCCAGCACUAUAAUAUAGCACUCCCAGCCAGCCCUAUAAUACAGCACUCCCAGCACUCACAGCCAACACUGUCAUAUAGCACUCCCAGACAGCCCUACCGUAUAGCACUCCCAGCCAGCACUAUAAUAUAGCACUCCCAGCCAGCCCUAUAAUACAGCACUCCCAGCACUCACAGCCAACACUGUCAUAUAGCACUCCCAGACAGCCCUACCGUAUAGCACUCCCAGCCAGCACUAUAAUAUAGCAAUCCCAGCACUCCCAGCAAGCAAUAUCAUAUAGCAAUCCCAGCACUCCCAGCCAGCCCUAUAAUAUAGCACUCACAGCCAGCACUAUAAUAUAGCAAUCACAGCCAGCACUAUAAUAUAGCAAUCACAGCACUCCCAGCCAGCACUAUCAUACAGCACUCCCCAGACAGCCCUACCGUCUAUACAGCACUCCCAGCACUCCCAGCCAGCACUAUAAUAUAGCACUCCCAGCCAGCCCUAUAAUAUAGCACUCACAGCCAGCACUAUAAUAUAGCAAUCACAGCCAGCACUAUAAUAUAGCAAUCCCAGCACUCCCAGACAGCACUGUCAUACAGCACUCCCAGACAGCCCUACCGUAUAGCAAUCCCAGCACUCCCAGCCAGCACUAUAAUAUAGCACUCCCAGCCAGCCCUAUAAUAUAGCACUCACAGCCAGCACUAUAAUAUAGCAAUCCCAGCACUCCCAGACAGCACUGUCAUACAGCACUCCCAGACAGCCCUACCGUAUAGCACUCCCAGCACUCCCAGCCAGCACUAUAAUAUAGCACUCCCAGCCAGCCCUAUAAUAUAGCACUCACAGCCAGCACUAUAAUAUAGCAAUCACAGCCAGCACUAUAAUAUAGCAAUCCCAGCACUCCCAGAGAGCACUGUCAUACAGCACUCCCAGACAGCCCUACCGUAUAGCAAUCCCAGCACUCCCAGCCAGCACUAUAAUAUAGCACUCCCAGCCAGCCCUAUAAUAUAGCACUCACAGCCAGCACUAUAAUAUAGCAAUCACAGCCAGCACUAUAAUAUAGCAAUCCCAGCACUCCCAGACAGCACUGUCAUACAGCACUCCCAGACAGCCCUACCGUAUAGCACUCCCAGCCAGCACUAUAAUAUAGCAAUCCCAGCACUCCCAGCAAGCAAUAUCAUAUAGCAAUCCCAGCACUCCCAGCCAGCACUAUAAUAUAGCACUCACAGCCAGCACUAUAAUAUAGCAAUCCCAGCACUCACAGCCAGCACUAUAAUAUAGCACUCACCGCUAGCACUAUAAUAUAGCACUCACCGCUAGCACUAUAAUAUAGCACUCACAGCCAGCACUAUAAUAUAGCACUCACAGCACUCUCAGACAGCCCUAUAAUAUAGCACUCACAGCCAGCACUAUAAUAUAGCAAUCCCAGCACUCACAGCCAGCAAUAUCAUAUAGCAAUCCCAGCACUCCCAGCCAGCACUAUAAUAUAGCACUCACAGCCAGCACUAUAAUAUAGCAAUCCCAGCACUCACAGCCAGCACUAUAAUAUAGCACUCACCGCUAGCACUAUAAUAUAGCACUCACCGCUAGCACUAUAAUAUAGCACUCACAGCCAGCACUAUAAUAUAGCACUCCCAGCACUCCCAGACAGCCCUAUAAUAUAGCACUCACAGCCAGCAUUAUAAUAUAGCAAUCCCAGCACUCAGACAGCCCUAUAAUAUAGCAAUCCCAGCCAGCACUAUAAUAUAGCAAUCCCAGCACUCCCAGCCAGCCCUACCGUAUAGCACUCCCAGCACUAACAGCCAGCACUAUUAUACAGCACUCCCAGCCAGCACUAUAAUAUAGCACUCACAGCCAGCACUGUCAUAUAGCAAUCCCAGCACUCACAGCCAGCCUUAUAAUAUAGCACUCCCAGCCAGCACUAUCAUAGGGAAAUCCCAGCACUCACAGCCACCACUACCGUAUAGCAUUCCCAGCCAGCACUAUCAUAGGGAAUCCCAGCACUCCCAGCCGGCACUAUCAUAGGGAAAUAUAGCAAUCCCAGCACUCACAGCCAGCACUACCGUAUAGCACUCACAGCCAGCACUACCGUAUAGCAAUCCCAGCACUCACAGCCAGCACUACCGUAUAGCAAUCCCAGCACUCACAGCCAGCACUGUCAUAUAGCAAUCCCAGCACUCACAGACAGCCUUAUAAUAUAGCACUCCCAGCCAGCACUAUCAUAUAGCAAUCCCAGCCAGCACUAUCAUAUAGCACUCCCAGCCAGCACUAUAAUAUAGCACUCCCAGCCAGCACUAUCAUAUAGCACUCCCAGCACUCACAGCCAGCACUAUCAUAUAGCAAUCCCAGCACUCACAGCCAGCACUAUAAUAUAGCACUCCCAGCCAGCACUAUCAUAUAGCAAUCCCAGCACUCACAGCCAGCACUAUAAUAUAGCAAUCCCAGCACUCACAGCCAGCAAUAUCAUAUAGCACUCACAGCCAGCCCUAUAAUAUAUUAAUCCCAGCACUCCCAGACAGCAAUAUCAUAUAGAUAUCACAGCACUCCCAGCCAGCAAUAUAAUAUAGCAAUCACAACAAUAUUAUAUAUUAAUCCCAGCCAGCAAUGGGACAAUACAGAUAUAUAUAAUGUCCAGGAGUCAGCCAGCAAUGGGACAAUACAAUACAGAAAUAAUAUAUUAAUCCCAGCCAGCAAUGGGACAAUACAAAUAUUAUAUAUUAAUCCCAGCCAGCAAUGGGACAAUACAGAUAUAAUAUAUUAAUCCCAGCCAGCAAUGGGACAAUACAGAUAUUAUAUAUUAAUCCCAGCCAGCAAUGGGACAAUACAGAUAUAAUAUAUUAAUCCCAGCCAGCAAUGGGACAAUACAGAUAUUAUAUAUUAAUCCCAGCCAGCAAUGGGACAAUACAGAUAUUAUAUAUUAAUCCCAGCCAGCAAUGGGACAAUACAGAUAUAAUAUAUUAAUCCCAGCAAUCCCAGCCAGCUAUGGGACAAUACAGAUAUAAUAUAUUAAUCCCAGCAAUCCCAGCCAGCUAUGGGACAAUACAGAUAUAUUAAUCCCAGCCAGCAAUGGCACAAUACAGAUAUAAUAUAUUAAUCCCAGCAAUCCCAGCCAGCUAUGGGACAAUACAGACAUAUUAAUCCCAGCCAGCAAUGGCACAAUACAGAUAUUAUAUAUUAAUCCCAGCCAGCAAUGGCACAAUACAGAUAUUAUAUAUUAAUCCCAGCCAGCUAUGGGACAAUACAGAUAUAUUAAUCCCAGCCAGCAAUGGGACAAUACAGAUAUUGUAUAUUAAUCCCAGCCAGCUAUGGGACAAUACAGAUAUAUUAAUCCCAGCCAGCAAUGGGACAAUACAGAUAUUAUAUAUUAAUCCCAGCCAGCAAUGGGACAAUACAGAUAUUAUAUAUUAAUCCCAGCCAGCAAUGGGACAAUACAGAUAUAAUAUAUUAAUCCCAGCCAGCAAUGGGACAAUACAGAUAUUAUAUAUUAAUCCCAGCAAUCCCAACCAGCUAUGGGACAAUACAGAUAUAAUAUAUUAAUCCCAGCAAUCCCAGCCAGCUAUGGGACAAUACAGAUAUAUUAAUCCCAGCCAGCAAUGGGACAAUACAGAUAUUAUAUAUUAAUCCCAGCCAGCAAUGGGACAAUACAGAUAUUAUAUAUUAAUCCCAGCCAGCAAUGGCACAAUACAGAUAUUAUAUAUUAAUCCCAGCCAGCAAUGGCACAAUACAGAUAUUACAUAUUAAUCCCAGCCAGCUAUGGGACAAUACAGAUAUAUUAAUCCCAGCCAGCAAUGGGACAAUACAGAUAUUAUAUAUUAAUCCCAGCCAGCAAUGGGACAAUUCAGAUAUUAUAUAUUAAUCCCAGUCAGCAAUGGGACAAUACAGAUAUUAUAUAUUAAUCCCAGCAAUCCCAGCCAGCUAUGGGACAAUACAGAUAUAUUUAUCCCAGUCAGCAAUGGCACAAUACAGAUAUUAUAUGUUAAUCCCAGCAAUGGCACAAUACAGAUAUUAUAUAUUAAUCCCAGCCAGCAAUGACACAAUACAGAUAUUAUAUAUUAAUCCCAGCCAGCAAUGGCACAAUACAGAUAUUACAUAUUAAUCCCAGCCAGCUAUGGGACAAUACAGAUAUUAUAUAUUAAUCCCAGCCAGCAAUGGGACAAUACAGAUAUUAUAUAUUAAUCCCAUCCAGCAAUGGGACAAUACAGAUAUUAUAUAUUAAUCCCAUCCAGCAAUGGCACAAUACAGAUAUUAUAUAUUAAUCCCAGCCAGCAAUGGCACAAUACAGAUAUUGUAUAUUAAUCCCAGCCAGCAACGGGACAAUACAGAUAUAAUAUACUAAUCCCAGCAAUCCCAGCCAGCUAUGGGACAAUACAUAUAUAAUAUAUUAAUCCCAGCAAUCCCAGCCAGCUAUGGGACAAUACAGAUAUAUUAAUCCCAGCCAGCAAUGGCACAAUACAGAUAUAAUAUAUUAAUCCCAGCCAGCUAUGGCACAAUACAGAUAUUAUAUAUUAAUCCCAGCCAGCUAUGGCACAAUACAGAUAUUAUAUAUUAAUCCCAGCCAGCAAUGGCACAAUACAGAUAUAUAUUAAUCCCAGCCAGCUAUGGGACAAUACAGAUAUAUUAAUCCCAGACAGCAAUAGGACAAUACAGAUAUUAUAUAUUAAUCCCAGCCAGCAAUGGGACAAUACAGAUAUUAUAUAUUAAUCCCAGCCAGCAAUGGCACAAUACAGAUAUUAUAUAUUAAUCCCAGCAAUCCCAGCCAGCUAUGGGACAAUACAGAUAUAAUAUAUUAAUCCCAGCAAUCCCAGCCAGCUAUGGGACAAUACAGAUAUAUUAAUCCCAGCCAGCAAUGGGACAAUACAGAUAUUAUAUAUUAAUCCCAGCCAGCAAUGGGACAAUACAGAUAUUAUAUAUUAAUCCCAGCCAGCAAUGGCACAAUACAGAUAUUAUAUAUUAAUCCCAGCAAUCCCAGCCAGCUAUGGGACAAUACAGAUAUAAUAUAUUAAUCCCAGCAAUCCCAGCCAGCUAUGGGACAAUACAGAUAUUAUAUAUUAAUCCCAGCCAGCAAUGGGACAAUACAGAUAUUAUAUAUUAUCACACCCAGCAUGGGGACAGCCAGAUAUAUUAUCACACCAUGUAUAUUAAUCAUACCCAGCAAUGGGAGAAUAUAUAUAUAUAUAUUUUUACCAUCCUACUGAAAGCCCAAAUAUGGGGCUGAAACGUUGAUUUAUUUUGAACAUUAAAAGUUACGUUUUAGUGAUAUUUACAAGUCCCUGAGUGCGGUCAUUCUCUGUUUUUCUAUGCUAUUUGCCUGACCAGCACCUGGCACAUUAUUUACCUAUUCCAGGAGUGCAAGCAACUUUGUAUUGUUUACACACCAUGUAUAGUAAUCAUAACCCAGCAUGGGGACAGCCAGAGAUAAUACCUCCUCACACCAGGUGUAUAAUAAUCAUACCCAUCCUAGGGACAGCACAGCCAGAUACAGGGAUAAUACACCAGGGGGAUUAAACCUCCUCACACCAUGUGUAUAAUAAUCAUACCCAGCAUGGGGACAGCACAAAUAUAUAUUACAGUGAUAAUACAACUGUGGGGGCGGAGAAAGGCAAGCAGUGAGGAGUGUCAUCAGCGUACAGGUGGUAUUGGAAUCCGAAUAAGGUAAUACGUUUGCCAAGAGAGGCAGUAUAAAGAGAAAAUAGAAGGGGACCAAGGACAGAGCCUUGGGGGACUCCAACAGAGACAAGAUGAAGGGAGGAGGUAUCAUUAGAAAAGGAGACACUGAAUGAGCUUUGGGAGAGAUAGGAGGAAAACCACGAGAGGACAGAGUCACAGAGACAGAGUGAUUGAAGAGUUUGGAGAAGGAGAACAUGGUCAACAGUGUCAAAGGCAGCAGUGAGGUCAGGAAGAAUUAGUAUGGAGUAGUGCUCUUUGGAUUUAGCUGUGAUGAGGUCAUUAGUGACUUUAAUAAUGGCAGUCUCAAUAGAGUGGAGGGGCGGAAGCCAGACUGAAGAGUGUCAAGGAGAGAGUUGGAAUUGAGGAAACAAAUCAGACUGGUAAAGACCAGUCUUUCCAGAAGCUUUGAGGAAAAAGGGAACAGAGAUAUGGGACGAUAGUUAGAAGGGGAGGAUGGGUUGAGACAUGGUUUUUUCUUUUCAGGAUAGGUACUACAGUGGCAUGUUUAAGGUCAGCAGGGACAGUGCCAGAAGAGAGAGAGCAGUUGAAGAUGUGUGUUAAGGAAGGCACAAGAUACGAGGAGAGAGAUCUGAUACGGUGAGAAGGGACAGGAUCAAACGGGUGAGAGGAAAGGAGAAGUGCAGCCACCUCUUGUUCAGUAGCCAGGGAGAAAGUCUGAAGGGUAGGAUCCAGACGUGGUUGAGGAAUAGAAGGGCAAGGUGGUGAAAAUUCUUUCCUUAGCUGUUCAAUCUUGUCGGUAAAGUAGCAUGCAAAGCUAUCGGCUGUAAGGUUGGUUUGGGGGAUGGCAACAGCAGGGGAAAGAAGCGAGUUAAAGGUAUUAAAAUGAUGCCUGGGAUUGCAGCAGUAUGAGCUAAUGAGGGAGGGAAAGUAUAACUGUUUGGCAAGGGCUGCGCUGUAUGAACGCAAUAUGAAUCUCUAUAAUGGCGAAAGUCUGCCUGGGUGUGUGACUUCCUUCAGCAGCGUUUAGCAGAACGGGAGCAUCUCUGCAGGUAGCGUGUUGAUUUAGUGUACCACGGUUGGGAGCGUGUUCUCCUCAAGGUGCAUGUUUGGAGCGGGGCUGCAGCAUCCAGGGCAGAGGUGAGGGUAAUGUUAUAUGAGGAGAUAGCCAGUGAGGGACUGGAGAAAGUAGGGAUGGAUAGAAGUUGGGAAUCAAUAUUAGCUGAUAGCUGCUGGAGGUCAAUAUAAUUCAGAGGGGGUUAGGUUGAGGAUGAUGGGGUAAGGGGCUAUUGAGAGCAAAUAAGAGGUGGUGAUCUGAGAGAGGAAAUGGAGUGUUGCAGAGAUUAGAGAUUGUACAUUCAUGAGAGAAAAUGAGGUCGAGGGUAUUGCCAGCUACAUGGGUGGGGGAUUUAGGAUACUGUGAUAGCCCAAGGGAGGAGGUCUACAACACCACCUUUGCUUUCAGUGUCUUGGGUUGCGGGGAAACUGAAGACAACCAAAAGAUAGUCAGGGGGGUAACGGUGUCAGAGGGAGAGCGCCAUGUUUCAGUUAAGGCUAGUAAGAGAUGAAAAGGUCAUGCACAGCAGUGGAUUUAGUAACACUGCAAACAGUGUGUGCAUUCCAGAGGGCAGAAUGGAAGGAUGAUUUAAAUGAAGUGACAUGAGAUGGGUAUGAGAUUAUUGUAAUUCCUGGAGUUAGCACAUGGUGGGUUUGCAGAGGUUGGACCCAGAUUUGAAGAGACAUCACCAUCUGCUAGGAGCAGAAGGAUAGAGAGUAAGAGAAGGUGGGAGAAGGUUUGUAUUUAGGGGUUUUAGAAAGGGUUGGUGGAGAUAGGCUGGAAAGGUAUAAGUAGAAUGCAUGAGAUGAAUAGAGAGGGGAGGGAAGUAAAGUGGGAGCAAUGAAAAUGGUGUGAGCAGAGGGAUAAAGAGAUUUUACUAAUUAGAGAGUGAAAAUAAAGAAUAUAAGGGAGAGCAUUCUCCAAGGAGAAUAAAUGAGUUUAUAUUAUAAAGAAGGAAAAUUAGGAUUUUUAGUCAGGCAAAAUUAGAUGAGGUGGGAUCUUAGUCACAUGAGAGACGAGAUGGAUCAGGGGUUGCAAGUAGGGAGUGUGAUAGUUGAGCAGGUGAUGCGGGUUUGAGAGACAUUGCUGUGUUCUCCAAUAAUGCUGCCUGAUUUACACACCUUGUGUGCGUGGACCAUCCUGGUUUUUCUAUUAUUGACCGUGGUUCAGCCAACCUCAGAUCCAGGUAAGCACCUGGUUUGUGGAGGAAGUGUUUCUACAAUGUACAAUUCCCAGAAAGGCAAAGAAUUUGUACAGAGCGGAGCAUUUACUUUUGUAAAUAUGUUUUCCAUUAUUUGUAUAUAUUUGUAUAUCUGUAUGUACUUACCAGUGGUGUUCAUUGCAGAGUGAGAGUGUUAUUGUAAUAGGAGUAAUGGAAAUCAACAAGUAUCACCUUUUGGCUUCCUCCAGGUUGUGGCAUCAGCUGACCCUGCAGCUUCUGGAUUUUGUACAGGACCCAGAAUGUGCAAAAGGAAAUGGACUUAUUAAGGUGAUCAUGCAAUUACGUAAUAACCUAAAUCAUUUCCCCUGCCUUUAAAAUGUAGAUUGUGAAAUAACCCCAAAAGGUUUACAGGCUUGUCAAUAAGCAUGUAAUGUACUGCUUAGACACAAAAAAAUUUAGGAUUAAUGAUACAGAUAGAGUUGUAUUUUUAUUUUUAUUAUUCAAGUUAAAAAGUGACAUAUUUAAAGGGAUCUGGGUAGUCUGGUCCUCUGGGAAGAUUGUCCCUAUUGCCCUUAGUCCUGAAAUGUAAAAUGCAUAUUUGCCCCCCCCCCCACCCAAUCGGAUGAUUAAGGAAGAGGCAAAGUGUUGAGGCUCCUGGCAGAUGAAGCACCAGAUUUAAAUGGCGGCAGCCACAAUGUGCAGAUUAAGGUAAAUAAAACCUAUCUUUCCCUGAAACCACACUGCAAGGGGAACAGUUAACUUUGUGGGUUUUUGCAAAAUAUCCAAGAAAGAUGACAGCUGCUUUCUUUUGGCCUCGGCAUUCUACUCUUGUUUGUGUUACUCAUAAUGAAUCUCACGUGUCCCUUCAAUUUACUAAUUUAUCUGUUAUCUCUUUACAGUUCUAUGAGAACUUUAUCAGUGACUUUGAGCACAGGUAGGUUGGCUAGUUUACUGAUAAUUUGUGCCAUUUGCUGUUACAUUACUAUUACAUUCAUUGUAAUGCUAUCUAGGAUGUACAGUUGCAAGAAAAAGUAUGUGAACCCUUUGGAAUGAUACGGAUUUCUGCACAAAUUGGUCAUAAAAUGUGAUCUGAUCAUCUAAGUCACAACAAUAGACAAUCAUAGUCUGCUUAAACUAAUAACACACAAAGAAUGAAAUGUUGCCAUGUUUUUAUUGAACACACCAUGUAAACAUUCACAGUGCAGGUGGAAAAAGUAUGUGAACCCUUGGAUUUAAUAACUGGUUGAACCUCCUUUGGCAGCAAUAACUUCAACCAAACAUUUCCUGUAGUUGCAGAUCAGACAUGCACAACGGUCAGGAGUAAUUCUUGACCAUUCCUCUUUACAGAACUGUUUCAGUUCAAUAUUCUUGGGAUGUCUGGUGUGAAUCGCUUUCUUGAGGUCAUGCCACAGCAUCUCAAUCGGGUUGAGGUCAGGACUCUGACUGGGCCACUUCAGAAGGCGUAUUUUCUUCUGUUUAAGCCAUCCUGUUGUUGAUUUACUUCUAUGCUUUGGGUCAUUGUCCUGUUGCAGCACCCAUCUUCUGUUGAGCUUCAGAUGGUAGACAGAUGGCCUUAAGUUCUCCUGCAAAAUGUCUUGAUAAACUUGGGAAUUAAGUUUUCCUUCGAUGAUAGCAAUCCGUCCAGACCCUGACGCAGCAAAGCAGCCUCAAAUCAUAAUGCCCCCACCACUAUACUUCACAGUUGGGAUGAGGUUUUGAUGUUGGUGUGUCUUGCCUUUUUUUCGCCACACAUAGUGUUGUGUGUUUCUUCCAAACAACUCAACUUUGGUUUCAUCUGUCCACAGAAUAUUUUGCCAGUACUGCUGUGGAACAUCCAGGUGCUCUUGUGCAAACUGUAAACGUGCAGCAAUGUUUUGUUUGGACAGCAGUGGCUUCCUCUGUGGUAUCCUCCCAUGAAAUCCAUUCUUGUUUAGUGUUUUACAUAUUGUAGAUUCGCUAACAGGGAUGUUAGUGUGGCGGAACCAGCCUCGCCACUGGGCAUUGGAGAAAACUGAUUGCCAGCCUCCUGCCCUGUGACUAUGGCCCCAUGUUGAAAUGCUUGAUUUUCCCCUGCAAAGACCUGAAAGCCGGGUCAUUCGGUACUUUCCCUAUGUGAGCAGUGUUACCCCAGGUAGCUAUGCCAUGGAGCCAAUUCGUAUAACGAAAGACUAUGUGACUAUUCUUUGGCUCCAUGGCAAUUGAACUGUAUGUAUGUGAUCUGAGCGCCAUUCAGUAAUAAUGUGCGCUCAGAUCUAAGCUAUCUGAGGAUAUGUUGAAUGUACCUGUUUUAUGCAAUAGCUGCACAGUUAUAUAUUUUUAUGUAUUUUAUUAUAUUUUGCUACCAUGUGGCUAAUGGAGUUUUGCCUCUGUCCUUGGAGAUAAUUGGAUUACUUCCCAAUUAUCUCCAUAAUAAUGCAUUGUGGGAGUAUUUAAAUGUGUAAGCUUGUGAUUGGUCAAUGUCCAAUGUGUAUCCCAGUUUCCCAUCUGGUCCCCUGGGGGAGUGUCUACCAGGUGGGAGACCUGCAUAAAAUCCGGGCAGGUAGCCCCAGUAAAUCAGUUCUAUUUCACCCUCAAUUUGGAGUGUCGUCUCUUAUUGGGGGAACCUGCUACAAGGGAUUGCUAUGCUCUGCAUACUCUCUUGCUAUAUUCACUGCUAUGCUCUUGUAAGAGCAUGUUCCUGUUUUUGCUCUGUGAUGGAGUCUACGGUUGUUAUGGUGUCUGCUGGAGUGCUGGAAACCCUCAGGAAGCGCUUGGAGCAUCCUUCAACUGAGGUACCCAGUUGGGGUGCCAGGUGAUCCGUUACAGUUAGCAUUUACCAGUGACUUUCGUAUGUCUUUAGCUGACACUCUAGGAUUCUUCUUCACCUCAUUGAGCAGUCUACGCUGUGUUCUUUCAGUCAUCUUUACAGGACGGCCACUCCUAGGGAGAGUAGCAGCAGUGCUGAACUUUCUCCAUUUAUAGACAAUUUGUCUUACCAUGGACUGAUGAACAGCUAGGCUUUUGGAGAUACUUUUAUAACGCUUUCCAACUUUAUGCAAGUCAACAAUUCUUAAUCGUAGGUCUUCUGAGAGCUCUUUUGUGCGAGACAUCAUUCACCUCAGGCAAUGCUUCCUGUGAAAAGCAAACCCAGAACUGGUGUGUGUUUUUUAUAGGGCAGGACAGCUGUAACCAACACCUCCAAUCUCAUCUCAUUGAUUGGACUCCAGGUGGCUGACAUCUCACUCCAAUUAGCUCUUGGAGAUGUUAUUAGUCUAGAGGUUCACAUACUUUUUCCACCUGCACUGUGAAUGUUUACAUGGUGUGUUCAAUAAAAACAUGGCAACAUUUCAUUAUUUGUGUGUUAUUAGUUUAAGCAGACUGUGAUUGUCUAUCGUUGUGACUUAGAUGAUGAUCAGAUCACAUUUUAUGACCAAUUUGUGCAGAAAUCCUUAUCAUUCCAGAGGGUUCACAUACUUUUUCUUGCAACUGUAUGUUCCUCGGCUGAUGCCUCUUUUUUUUUCUUUCUAUUUUUAAACGUAUUUAUGUUUAUUUUUUUUUAUGAUAAAUGUUUUGAUGUUGUUUGAUUUGUCUCCUUAUGUUAUUAUUUAAUUUCCUUUCAGAAUUAACCCCUUGUCCCUGGUGGAAAUAAUCCUCCACGUGGUGAGACAGAUGACAGGUGAGGACAUGAGUGUUCCACAAACUGGCAGAAGGGACAGUAGCUUUCAGGGAAUGGGAAGAAGAUGCACGAUAGGAGUAGGCAUGUUUAAAUGGCACUUAUUCACUAAGCAUAUUUUCUUUUUCCUAGAUCCCACAGUAGCACUCAGCUUUCUUGAGAAAACCCGAGAGAAGGUUAGUUGUGAACUCACACACGGCUCAAUAUUUCAAGUCCUAAUCUACUUGCCACCUUAUGAUAUACUUUAAUAGUAUUUUGUUUUUGAAAUGUCACUUUCUCUAUAGAGACCCACAAGCAUUGAGAUCCUGUUAGCUCUCCAUAACUAAACCCUGCGUGCAGGACCUUCUUAUUGGCUGAGAGAGUUAGCUGAUCACUUUAAGCCUUGCACUGCCAGACUUGGCUCAUUGCAGUGAGUUAUACAGGGCCAGUGGACUCCAGGUAGGAAGUCAAAGCAAAUGGUUUGACUACUUACAUGGGGUCACUCCUGGCACCAUAAUUACUGUGGAUAUUGUGCUGGAGAGUUUUAGUAACCAGUUUAAUUUUGCUGCCCUUCUCCUUGUCACCUUACUUCAUCUUAUUUAUGCUACCUUUCCUCCCUUUAUAUCCAUGUCACACCUUCCUGCUGCUUUCUAUCCUCGACAUGAUCCCUGUGAUGUCCAUUGAUUGAAGGAAGCCACAAGGCACUUGUCUAUAGCCAGCUCUAAACACUCCUUUCUUGUGGCAUGUUUUGUAGAACAUUGCUCAUCAAUACAGGCUGUGAUGCCAGGAUUUGCUUUCAGAGCUAAAGCGAAGCAUAGCUACCUGCUGUUCUGCUACAGCUCUGUUUGCUAGGCUUCCAGGCCACCAGUCAGCUUCCCUACACCCAGAUCAACUCACGUUGGCUCAAAUUCCACUUGCCUUUUGUGAGGGGAUGAGAAAAAAUUUGAGAGCCGUUGAUAUUGGAAAAACCUGUCCCGUUGCCUAUUAAAUGUCCACAGCAUUUGACUUUCUGUAUCUAAUGGGUUUUAGGUAAAGAGCAGUGAUGAAGCUGUUAUACUGUGCAGGACAGCUAUUGGAGCCCUAAAGCUGAACAUUGGGGACUUACAGGCUACAAAGGUAUGUAUGUGACGUUUCUUUAUAGUGCCAACAGAGGUUUGCCAUUGCAAUAACCAUUACUUUGUUUAGCAUUAUUUUAUUUUUUAAUAUUAUUUAAAGACCUGUGGGAAUAUGUGUUCUUUUUAAUAAAGUAUUUAAACUCCAUGAUUAGUUGAUCUAAGUGCUGUUUCACAUCCUUAGGAAACUAUCGAGGCAGUGGAUGAGAUGCUUGGAGCACUUCCUGGUGUAAGCUCUGUGCACAGCCGUUUCUAUGACUUAUCUAGCAAAUAUUAUCAGACUAUUGGUAACCAUGCCUCAUACUACAAAGAUGCACUGCGCUUCCUUGGUUGCACAGACCAUGAUACCUUACCAGGUAAUCCUGAAAUAUGUCCAUUUGUACACAACUUAGAAUUGUCAAAUUGAUCUCCAUACCACAUUUUGUUUUUCAUACAGCAUUUUUUUUUUAUCCUAUGAUCCAGUAGAAAUAAACUUUAAAAAAUUUUUCAACCUAAUGUGUGGGGCUAAUUAUCGGGCUAUUUUACGGUUGAUUUCUUUUGUUUUCACAUAAAAGGUUGGCUUGUUUUAGAUUAGUUAAAAAACAAACACAGAAUCACACUUAAAUUUAAUUUGCAGAGUUACGGAAACAGCCAUAUUAGCCAAAGUUUUGAUGAUUUUCUAACCCACCUAUUUCUGCAAUAUAAAAAAAAAAAUUCCUAUUCAGUUUUUAGUGACGUUAAGGAGGGUGACUAUUGCUGCAGAGCCCCAGGCAAGGUGUAGGUUUGACAAAUAAAGUUUGCAUGUUAUCUCAACAUAUCCUUCUGCUUCACAGUGUCUGAACAGCAGGACAGGGCCUUUACUCUGGGACUUGCUGGUCUUCUGGGAGAUGGUGUCUAUAACUUUGGAGAGCUGGUGAGCCCUUUGUGCCAUUAAAUAUAAUGAAUUUAGUAUUAGAGAAUGUUAGAUUAGGGCUGUAUGCCAGACUACAUUCUGUUACUAGUGAGUAAAGCUAAUUAUUUGCUUAGUUUUGUUUUAAAGACUCAAUCUAAAUGUUACAAUUUGUCAAUCUAAUUUCUAGUUAAUGCAUCCAGUGCUGGAAUCCUUGCGUAAUUCUGAGCGACAGUGGCUGAUAGACACACUUUAUGCCUUCAACAGUGGCAACGUGGAGACCUUUAGAGCUUUAAAAACUGCCUGGGGACAACAGGUAUGGAUAUUUAGCAAGCAUGAUGAACAUUAAUCAUAUGUGUCUUUGCAACUGUAAUUCGUUUUGUGAGUCUAGCAUCAUAUUUUCAUCUAUUUUUGUGAAUCCAAAUAUUCUUGCCAAUUUAGCACAUUUUAAUGCAGCUUCCUGUCCUGUUUUCUCUUCUACUUAGCCUGACCUGGCUGCUAAUGAAGCCCUCUUGCUAAAGAAGAUCCAGCUGCUUUGUCUAAUGGAGGUAAGACGAUUAGGGCAGGCAGUGUUUAUUAGAUUUUAGUAAGGAGACUACAAACUAUAGCUAAGCACCCUGCUAUGCUGUUUUCAUGUUCUGUUGGUUUCUGUUGACAUUUCUUCUUCAGGUGUACCUAAAAAUACUGUGUUGAAUGUGUCUUUUCUAUCUCACUCAUUGUCCAUAAUACACAUUUACCUAUUUUUGACCCUCAGAUGACAUUCACACGCCCAGCUAACCAUCGCCAGCUCACUUUUGACGAGAUAGCGAAGAGUGCACAGGUCAAUGUUAAUGAUGUAAGUUCAUACAGUUUAAAAAAAAUAAAUAAAAAUGUAUUCUCUCUCUCUCUCUUUUAAAUUGAAGUUGUUUUUAUGUGCCGCUGACCACAGCAACACUUUAGCAUGCAGGAUUGCUUUACGUGUUAAAUAGUUUCUCUAAGUACCAUGGCCACUUCACUAAUUUAAAGUGGUCAUGACGCUUAAAGUCUGUAUGUGCAGCUACUUUUAGUCCACUGUUAGGAUUUGUUAAAAAUGCAGACAUGACCGUUUCUUUGUUUUGAAGAAUAUGCACAAAAUGACUUGACUUUUCAAUGUGAAAUGUUCUGUGCUCUUCUUCCACACAGGUGGAGCUCCUUGUUAUGAAAGCCCUGUCAGUAGGGCUUCUCCGUGGCAGUAUUGAUGAAGUAGAUAAGAGAGUGCACAUCACAUGGGUCCAACCACGAGUUCUAGAUCUUCAGCAGGUAAGAUAGUCUUGGUCUCUUAACCCCUUAAGAAUCAUUAUUUUGUGUGAAUCUUAAACAAAUGGCAAUGUAUUUAUAUGAUUGAUUACCAGCAAGGCUAAUCCUAAGCGUUAACCUACAUUUAUAGACAAAAAUAGCCAAAGUUGAAAAAUUUGCCAAAUCAGCUCUGGGUUUUCAGUUUCACUAAUUUGACUUACAAUUCCUGAUAAUUCUCAGUUUAGUAAAUAAAAACCUGCAAAUGAGGUCAUCCAUGAAGAUAAUGUCAAGCAAAUGGCAUCGCAUUUAUGGUUGAUCUCAAAGAUCCCAUCACAAAGUAAACCCUAUGUUUUAUAUAUAACUUGGUGAGCAACAGUUUGAUGUGAAGUUUCCUAGCUGGAAUAGAACUGCUGUCCUUUUAUGUAAUAUGAUUGUAUUAAAGGACCACUCUAGGCACCCAGACCACUUCAGCUUAAUGAAGUGGUCUGGGUGCCAGGUCCAGCUAGGGUUAACCCAUUUUUUCAUAAACAUAGCAGUUUCAGAGAAACUGCUAUGUUUAUGAAUGGGUUAAGCCUUCCCCUAUUUCCUCUAGCAGCUGUCUCAUUGACAGCCACUAGAGGUGCUUGCGUGCUUCUCACUGUGAUUUUUCACAGUGAGAGCACGCAAGCGUCCAUAGGAAAGCAUUAUGAAUGCUUUCCUAUGUGACCGGCUGAAUGCGCGUGCAGAGAGCUCCCCGCCCAGCGCUGGAAAAAGGUAAGUUUUAACCCCUUUCUCCCUUCCAGAGCCGGGCGGGAGGGGGGCCCUGAGGGUGGGGGCACCAUCAGGGCACUAUAGUGCCAGGAAAAUGAGUAUGUUUUCCUGGCACUAUAGUGGUCCUUUAAGAUAUGCAUAUUUACUAUCUAUAGAUAAACAUGGCUGUAUCAUUGACACUGUAUGGUUUUGUUUUUUUUAUGAUUAAAAUGAUUGUUGAGAUGCUAGCAGAAGCAGAUGAACUUUGAGAAGUGUAUUACUUUCCUUAAAUAGAUUGCAGGGCAGCAUCAUUUCCAUAGCACACAAUUGGAUUUAGUUCAAUUACGUUUUGUUCUGUAAAACCUUGUUGAAAGAUAUGUCACCUGACUUUCUUUAGUACUUUGUGCACCAUUGGCUAAAAGAUUUGUUACUGGGCUGUGCACAGUACUUUGAAAUGACAGUAGUUCAUGUAAAUAAUUGUAGUUAAUUAUGGUUAGUUUUAAUUUGUACACUUCAAAGGAGUAUUUUCACUAACCUUCGUUAUGUUAUGAUCUAUUUACCUUACUUUAAAAUAUAUAUAAUAGAUUUAGCAACUGACAUUAAAAAUUAUAAUUUUGGCACAGCCAGGGCACUAGGGGAGAAUCGUUAUUCUUCCGUCUCUCUGUGUGCUGGCUGACUAGUACCAAGGGUACAGCAUAUCAGUGAUCGCCAGCCAGCCAAGAUCGAGGCUCAUAUUUCUGGGAUGAUGUUAAAUACAAGGCUGUUGAUUACUAGAUUUAAUUUUAUUAUUUCAGCACUUACAAACAUAUUUGUAAAAUAGAAAUAAGGAAAACUAAACUUACCGUAUAUACUCGAGUAUAAGCCGAGUUUUUCAGCACAUUUUUUGUGCUGAAAAACCCCAACUCGGCUUAUACUCGAGUCAGUGUCUGUAUUAUGGCAAUUUCCAUUGCCAUAAUACAGACUGGGGGCUGGCAGCGAGCGCUUACCUCUCCUGCAGCUCUCUCCUCCUCCGCGCCGGUCCGUGCAGCACCUCGGUCAGCUCCCAGUGUAAGUCUCGCGAGAGCCGCGGGGUCAUAGUGCGGCUCUCGCGAGACUUACAGUGUGAGCUGAGAGAAGAGCUGCACGGACCGGCGCGGAGGAGGAGAGAGCUGACAGGAGCUGCAGGAGAGGUAAGUAACAGCUCUGCCAGCCCCCCUCCUCCCCCCACUGAACUGCCAAUGCCACUGGACCACCAGGGAAGGAGAGCCCCCCUCCCUGCCAUGUAUCAAGCAGGGAGGGGGGACAACAAAAUAAAUAAAUGAAUAAUAUAUAAAUAAUAAAUAAUAAUAAAAAAAUAAUAUAACAAAAAAAUGAAAAUAAUAUUAAUUAAUAAUAUAUAAAUAAUAAAAAAAUUAUUAUAAAAAAUAAUAUAACCAAAAAAAUUAAAAUAAUAAAUAAUAAUAUAAAUUUUUUAUUUUUAUUUUUUAUAAAAAUGCCCACCCCCCACCAAGGCUCUGCAACACACACACACACUGCAUCACACACAUACACACUGCAUUCAUACAAACACACACUGCAUUCAUACAAACACACACUGCAUUCAUAUACACACACUGCACUCAUAUACACACUGCAUUUAUACACACACUGCGCACUCAUACACACACACUGCACUUAUACACACACACUGCACUUAUACACACACACUGCACUCAUACACACACUGCAUUCAUACACACACACACUGCACUCAUAUACACACUGCGCACUCAUACACACACUGCGCACUCAUACACACACUGCGCACUCAUACACACACUGCGCACUCAUACACACACUGCGCACUCAUACACACUGCGCACUCAUACACACACUGCAUUUAUACACACACACUGCAUUCAUCAUAUACACACACUGUAAAUAAAUAUUCAAUUAAUAUAAUUUUUUUAGGAUCUAAUUUUAUUUAGAAAUUUACCAGUAGCUGCUGCAUUUCCCACCCUAGUCUUAUACUCGAGUCAAUAAGUUUUCCCAGUUUUUUGGGGUAAAAUUACGGGCCUCGGCUUAUAUUCGGGUCGGCUUAUACUCGAGUAUAUACGGUAAUAUAAAAAAACCUGGGAAGAGGGACUGUUCUCCUUUGAGAUGCUAUAAAUUUUGUUGUCUCUAAAGUGUGUUCUCUUACACUAAAUAUACAUAUAUUUCCUUGCAGAUAAAGGGAAUGAAAGACCGUCUAGAGUUCUGGUGCACAGAUGUGAAGAGCAUGGAGAUGCUGGUUGAACACCAAGCUCAUGACAUCUUAACGUAGACAUUUAUUCAUAUUGUUGCAGCACAGAGAGCACCAAUCCCCUACUCCGUUAAAAGGACUACCACAGUCUUCAGCACGGUGCAAGGGUUUAACAAGGACUUGUUUGAGAAUGAACCGGUUCCAUUUUUCUAGUUUGAAGACAUCUUAUCUGGCUUUAUCAGUAAAGCUGUGCCCCUGUUAUGGUAUAUGGUUAAUCUGCACUGAAACGGCAACUGGAGAAUAAAUCAGUUUCUUACCUAUGAAUGCGGAUUAAUAAUUUGUCCGAAUGUGGUAAUCCGGAGUCACACAGGCCUUUUCUUCUGAAGAAUUAUGUUCCAAGUUAAAAGAAAUACAUGGGUGAAAAAUUGGGUUUUUAGCAAUGUCCUUCAAUACAUAGAUGUUGCCCCCUUAUUUUUUUUUAUCCAGGACACUUUUGCCUGCGAGCAGGAAGUGUAUUACAUUCCUAUAUUUUAUUAUGCAGUGAGAUUGAAUACUUUUUACUCGAGUUGUUACCGGCAUAUUUGGUUUAUGAUAGACCCAGUUAGCCUCAGGUAGCAGUGUAGUGAGCUCUGUGUAGGUAAAUAAAUUACAAGGUAUUUACAUUAAAGACUUUAGGAAAAGCAAGUUAAAAUAAUCCCUCAGUAAUUUCAAGUGAUUUUAUACUUCAAUAAAAACAUGCAAACCUAUGGAGCUGCUUAACGCACAGGUCUCAAAAUUUCCUCCUGCCCACUCGUAAUUAGAAAUUCACUGUGCUGCUUCUUGAAAUUUAACCUUGGCAGGUUAUGAAUAUCACACACCAUAGCAAAUUCGGCCGUUACCAGUCCCUCUUAAAUUAACCAGCCAGAACUGUUCAACCUUAGAAAUGUAACUCUGGCUUGUUUCUAUUUCCAGCUAAAGUAAGAGGAGCGAUCACAAUUAAAAAUCAACCAUGGAGUCCCUACAUCUAUGUAAAGACAGUAUAGGAGAGCACCAAUCUGCAGGGAACACAUAGAACUGUGCAGCCAUUAAUGCAUUAGCAGCUGUCCGGAUUCUGCCAUCCAAUACAGAGCCUGCUUUCCUGUGUGCCGCCACCUUUCAACCAGCUCCUGUUAUAUGUAACAUCACAAUAGUCUGUAGUGCUUCCGACUGAUGUCAGACUACAAUGCAGGUAUAGCGGCAGAGUUCAUUCGGAAUGUGUAGGUGUUACGUUUGUGUGUUAGCAGGCCUGAAUAUUCAUCACAAUCGAUAUUGUCCUAGUUUUAUAGUGGAUAUGUAACUUUCCUUGGGGGUGAGAGGUUAGCUGCUGCGUUCAUAGCAGCUUGUCUUUGGUUCUAUUUAACCCUUAAGCUUAACAUUCUGCACCUAGUGCUACUCACACUAAAUUCUUGCUUUGGCAUCUCAUUAUGUUUCCCCAGCAUUGGCAGUUUAAUGUAGUCAUUUGGAGAACACUAAUAAAACAUGUCAAUGCGCUUCUGGAUUCACACAAGCCAAUACAUGUAACCCAACAUUUGCUCACAAUGCACUUCUAUGCAAAUAAACCUCUUCGUUCCAAUAUUCACAAGUGACGAACUCCACCCAUACCUUCUAUGCCCUCACAAACUCCCAUUCCUCUCCAACAAUCACUGGCCUUCCAUGGCAUGAAUGAAAGGUGUGCAUGUAUCUGUGAUAGCGACAAACCUUUAGCACUUGUUAAUACAGAAAUUUCACACUGAGAACAUUAUAAAAGUACUAAAUAUUUUCAAAUCCUAUAGUCUAUUCACCUCCCUCUCCCCCCAGUAAGUUGUUUUUAUAUUGGUUCCGACCCAGCCCCGCAAUGUCCAUUAUUUCUUUCAUCUUUUAUGUGCAGCUGUAGGUUUAAAAGACUUUAUUCGUUAACCCUGGGAAACAAUGAAUUAUCUGUGCAGCUGACUGGCAGCGGUGUACUGGAUAUUCUACACAGAUUCACUAAACUUGUACAUCAUAGCAAAUUUCAAUCUCAGAACUGAAAUUAACGCUAAAAAUAAUUGAUUUGAAAUUUUUUUAAUACUAAUCAAAUCAGAGCUUUGGUUUUAUAGCCUAAUUUUGCCAUUCAUAUUUCACUAGUACGUGAUAAUGCAUGAUAACUAGCUAAUUUAUUUGGAGAAUUCUAAACUCCUACAGGAUAAUGUUAACAUGUAUCUUACGUUAUGGUAAAAAAAAACAACAAAACAAACCAACUAGUGCAAAUUUUCUUUUGUUUUAUUGAAUUGAAAAAAUAUGUGGAUAUCAAACACUUAAGUAAAGGAGUGCAAAACACUUUAAACAGGUGUCCCUCUCGAAGAAUGCAAUUACUCAGAAACAUUCCCACAAAAAGGUGCUUAAUCGUGCAACCAACCACAUAUAUUACGUAAUACAGAGUAAACUAAAAGAUUUCUCUAGCAUUUUAUGCAUGUCCAGAGAAACUAGUUCAAACUAAUGCAACAAUUAUAUAGGACAUUACAGUAUGGAUCAUGGGAACUCUGGCAUUGUGCAAAACAUAGCCCGUAACAGCUUAGCCAUCGAGAACAUAGAAUAGUAUGUAAAGAGUUAAAACCAUAAGAACGCAUUAACCAAGUAGCUUUGAAUAACUAUAAAAGUGCAGGAAUGCUGGCUGAGAAGCUAUCAAAAUAUUAGUGUUUUUUUUUUUUUUUUUACAUUUUAAACAAUUUGACUAAAGCAAGUUAUUAAGAAAAACAUAAUAUCUGUGCAGUUAACGCUGCUAUUGGAAGCACUUUUGGCAACAGUUUAGAGUCCUCUGGCGAGCGUUUAAUCCACCUCUUCAAUAGUAGGGCCACCUUUUGCCUGGUUGCCGCCAGCAUGUCCAGCUCCUGGCAUGCCACCCUGGUAUAGUUUUGUAAUGAUGGGGUUACACAGCUUCUCUAGCUCUUUUUGUUGAUGUGCAUAUUCUUCCUUCUCUGCCAGCUGGUUUGCUUCCAGCCAAGCGAGUACCUGCUUGCAUUUGUCCAGAAUGGCGUUUUUAUCUUGCUCACUGAUCUUGCCCUUUAUAGCGUCAUCUUCUACAGUACUCUUCAUGUUAAAGGCAUACGCCUCAAGUCCAUUUUUCGCAGCAAUUUUCUCUCUUUGAGCUUCAUCAUCAGCUUUGUAUUUCUCUGCUUCUUGUACCAUUUUCUCAAUGUCUUCUUUGCUGAGACGACCCUUGUCAUUAGUAAUGGUUAUCUUGUUCUGUUUACCAGAGCUCUUGUCAACAGCAGACACGUUGAGGAUACCAUUGGCAUCUAUAUCAAAGGUGACUUCAAUCUGUGGCACUCCUCGUGGAGCUGGUGGUAUCCCACUCAAGUCAAACUUUCCCAGAAGGUUGUUGUCUUUGGUCAUGGCCCUUUCUCCUUCGUACACUUGGAUUAGCACACCAGGCUGAUUGUCUGAGUAUGUGGUAAAAAUCUGGGUUUGCUUGGUAGGGAUGGUGGUAUUGCGUUUUAUUAGAACAGUCAUCACGCCGCCAGCUGUCUCCAAGCCCAAUGAGAGAGGAGCAACAUCUAACAGGAGCAAGUCUUGAACAUUUUCAGAUUUGUCACCAGUCAGAAUGGCUGCCUGCACAGCUGCUCCAUAUGCAACAGCUUCAUCUGGAUUGAUGCUCUUGUUCAGCUCUUUGCCAUUGAAGAAGUCUUGUAAGAGUUUUUGAACUUUGGGUAUACGAGUGGAACCUCCAACAAGUACAAUCUCAUUAAUCUGAGACUUGUCUAGCUUGGCAUCUCGCAAGGCUUUCUCCACUGGCUCCAGCGUGCCUCUGAACAGAUCUGAGCACAGUUCUUCAAACCGAGCCCUGGUGAUGGAUGUGUAGAAGUCAAUACCUUCAUAAAGAGAGUCUAUCUCAAUACUGGCCUGGGUGCUAGAGGACAGAGUGCGCUUGGCUCUCUCACAAGCAGUCCGUAGUCUCCUGAUAGCCCUCUUGUUUUGACUUAGGUCUUUCUUAUGUUUGCGCUUGAACUCUUCCACAAAGUGAUUCACCAUUCGGUUAUCAAAAUCUUCACCUCCUAAGUGGGUGUCCCCAGCAGUGGAUUUGACUUCGAAAAUGCCAUCAUCAAUGGUCAGGAUGGACACAUCAAAUGUACCACCUCCCAGAUCAAAUAUCAGGACAUUUCUCUCACCUCUCCCACUCUUAUCCAGUCCAUAGGCAAUUGCAGCUGCAGUGGGCUCAUUAAUGAUUCUGAGUACAUUUAGACCAGCAAUAACGCCAGCAUCUUUGGUAGCCUGCCUCUGAGAGUCGUUGAAGUAGGCUGGGACAGUAAUAACAGCACUUGUCACAGUAUAGCCCAGGUAAGCCUCAGCUGUCUCCUUCAUCUUGGUCAGGACCAUGGAUGAGAUCUCCUCAGGGGAGAAAGUCUUCUCUUCUCCCUUGUACUCCACCUUCACCUUUGGCUUUCCUCCAUCACAGACCACUGUAAAGGGCCAGUGCUUCAUGUCAGACUGCACCACUGGUUCCUCAAAUUUCCUCCCAAUCAGUCUCUUGGCAUCAAACACUGUAUUCUGAGGGUUGAGGGCGACCUGGUUCUUGGCAGCAUCUCCAAUCAACCUUUCUGUGUCUGUGAAGGCCACAUAGCUUGGGGUAGUCCUGUUUCCUUGGUCAUUAGCUAUGAUCUCCACCUUGCCAUGCUGGAACACGCCAACACAGGAGUAGGUUGUUCCCAGAUCAAUGCCAAUAGCCACUGCUUUAUUUGCCAUCUUGGAGAGCAAGUUCAGGUCUCUUGAUGGAGGUGAAAACCUUCAGUAGCCAGUGAGGUUUCCAAUAAGGUAAGUAGGUGCCCUCUCAGCAGUAGGUACCCUCUCAGGUAGGUAUCCUGCCAGCAGUAGGUGCCCUCUCAGGUAGGUAUCCUGCCAGCAGUAGGUGCCCUCUCAGGUAGAUAUCCUGCAGCAGUAGGUGCCCUGCCAGCAGUAGGUGUCUUGCCAGGUAGGUAUCCUGCAGCAGUAGGUGUCUUGCCAGCAGUAGGUACCCUCUCAGGUAGGUAUCCUGCCAGCAGUAGGUGCCCUCUCAGGUAGGUAUCCUGCCAGCAGUAGGUGCCCUCUCAGGUAGAUAUCCUGCAGCAGUAGGUGCCCUGCCAGCAGUAGGUGUCUUGCCAGGUAGGUAUCCUGCAGCAGUAGGUGUCUUGCCAGCAGUAGGAGCCCUCUCAGGUAGGUAUCCUGCCAGCAGUAGGUGCCCUCUCAGGUAGGUGCCCUGCCAGCAGUAGGUGUCUUGCCAGGUAGGUGCCCUCUCAGGUAGGUGCCCUGUGACAGCUUACUCUGUGAACUAAUAGCGACUCCCAGUUCUCUCACUCCUCUCUCCUCAGCUGAACUGAAGCUCUGUCCGCGCCCGCAGCUGUAUUUAUAACGACAAGCGUCGCUCUGGCAACGGCUGGAAGGUUCCCCAGACUUCGACCGCGGCUCCCACCAAUCAAAAGCCGUCCUCGCGUUCACGUGACCCCGCCGCCAGGACUUUUUCUAGGAUCUUCUGGAAACGCUCGGAGCAAACUGCUCCCGCCCGCCUGCUUCCUCAUCCAGCCAAUCAGCGACUUUGUUUAUC